AGAAAACGGUCCGAUACCAGCGAGGGUGAACGGAGCAGUCAUCGCCUGGCGGCCGGAUCGAAUACUAUCUGCUCCGCAUGCCCGCGGCUGUAGACCCCAUUGGUCUCUGCGAUCACAUGGUGGGCGGGGCUGGGAAGGAAGCAGAUUCCCUCCCUACCCCGUUCCUUCGUUUCCUUCCAGCCAUCCAUCCAGCAGCCAAAGGAAAGAGGGAGCGUCUCCGAGAUCCAGCAUUAUGGCCAGCCUUACGGUGUACAGUACCUCGGUAACGGGCUCCAGGGAGAUCAAAUCUCAGCAGAGCGAAGUGACCAGGAUAUUGGAUGGCAAGAACAUCAAAUACAACCUGGUGGACAUCUCUCAGGAUAACACCCUGCGGGAAGAAAUGAGGACCAAAACGGGCAAUCCAAAAGCCAUCCCUCCCCAGAUUUUCAAUGGGGACCAAUAUUGUGGGGACUACGAACUGUUUGUGGAAGCAGUGGAACAGAACACCCUGCAGGAGUUCCUCAAGUUAGCCUGAGCAUGUUUCUUCUUCUCCCUCCCUUUCUCUUCUUCCCCCCAUUGUCCCCCCAAAUUCCAAAUGGAUCAUCUCCUAAACUCUUAAGUCCUUGUCAUCCUUCUCCUGGCCCUGGGCAACCAGACUCCUCUCCAGCUCCUGUCGAAUUUUGUUGCCUGUUUCACUCUCAGCAUGGCCUCAAAAAGAAAACCCCACUUUGCACAUUCCUUCUCAUGCUGCUGGGCCUUCCUCCUCGUGCCUCUGUGGAUAGAGAAACCUACCGGUCAAGGACAUUGGAAAGCACAGCUUUCCCCAUACCUCCUUUUUCCCUCCGCCUUGCGCUGAGCCUGCCCUUGGGGAGAAAAAAGGGUAGGGGUGUUGCCUCCUGUCUUAUAACCAGUUGCAAAUGCUGGCUUCCAUACUUCCUAUUUCAUUCCUAUGGAGGAAAUGAGAGCAGUGGCUGUCUGCUACUACUGUUAUUAUUUGUUACAUCCCAAUGCAAAAGUACUGCACAAGGUUGUGUGCUGAAAUUUCCUUCUGUGCCAGAGAAAGGGUGGGGUUGUGUGCGUGUCUUCAAAAUUACUUCAGUGCAGCUCACACCCUCUUUGGAAAAGCAGUUUUCAAGAGGACGAUGAGAGCAGAGCUUGUGGUCCAUUAGUGCAUUCCUACCCCAAAUCAUAUGGGAAGUAACUAGGAUUCUAGGUCUGUUCGUGCACCAGUUAUUUCACCCUUUCCUUUUUUUUUGGAACUGGCUUUUUACAAACAAGGACCAAGUGCAUUCCCAGGUUUUUUCCUUGCUAAAAGCAAAAGUUGUGAAAUGGCUGUCUCAUCUGAGAUGCUAUUAAAUGUUGCUAAAAACCUCAA
Molecule: messenger RNA, 1354 nt
Organism: Rhineura floridana
Lineage: Eukaryota; Metazoa; Chordata; Lepidosauria; Squamata; Rhineuridae
Gene: SH3BGRL3
Product: SH3 domain binding glutamate rich protein like 3
Exons: 3
Coding region: 233-514 (93 amino acids)
Cellular component (GO): cytoplasm
Source: RefSeq, a predicted model, not a curated record